AGGGAGUGAGUUCCUGCUGUUGGGCGCCGCCCCGCCGCGCGCCCACCCUCGGCGCGCCGCCUGCGAUGGCCUCUGCGGCGCCGUGGCCGGUGGACAGCAUCGAGCAGAGGAGGGACGGGACCCUGGCCGUGAAGUGGGCCGAGGCCGACCUCACGGACACGGUGCUGGCGCAGUUUGUGGACUCCCGCCUGGGCGUGCUGCUCGACAUGCUGUCUGGCUCUCGAGACGCUGCGGAUGACGCCGCGGUUGAGUGCACCGUGGACCUCUCGGGCAACCGGCUGCAGGGACCGGCGCCGCUGGCGGGGCUGCUGCGGCGCCUGUCCGAGGCGAAGGUCCACACGACGGUGCUCCGGCUGCACAAGAACGAGUUCACGGACGUCGCCGCCGCGGUGCUCGCGGAGCACAUUCAGCGCGCGGCAGCGGACGGCCUGCCAGUGAUGCAGCUGCACCUUAGCGGCAACGCCUUCACCGCCUCUGGCGUGGAGACGCUGAUCAGGGCCGCGCACACUUGCGGCGGCUACCCGCGGAGCGGCCCCCCCGGCUGAAGAGCCUCGGCCCCGCGGACAGCGGCCGGCGCGCCCUCUGGCUGCGGACGGAGCACCAGGUGCCGCCCGUGGUGGACCCGGAGGGCCUCCUGCGCAAGUGCAGCGCGAGCGGCCACCCGGUGUGCAGGGCCCAGAGGACGUGGCUGUGCCACCGACGGCUGUUGUGCAGAUGCACUUCGGCUUCACCCAGCCGUUCCCGGAAGCAGCUGGAGGAGGAAAGGGCAAAGAGCCUUGGCGCCCAGAGAAGGGAGCGUACGGCAAGAACUUCGACAAAGGGAAAGGCAAUGCGAAGGACGGCCUGUUCAAAGGAGGCAAAGCGAGCUGGGCCAAAGGUGGCACAGGUCUCCCCGAUAAGGGCUUCGGAAAAGGCAAAGCCAGCUACGCCAAGGGCAAGGCCUUCUCUUCCGACCAGGUGCCUGCGGCGGCGGCACCAGCGCCAGCACCAGAAAAUGGAGCACAUGCGCCACGCAAGGGAGCGCCAGUUUCGGGGCCACAUGGCGGGGCGCCUGCGCCAGGCCCACGCAAAGGGGCGGGCUGCUACAAGACCGAGCUGUGCACGUUCUUCGAAAGGGGGAUGUGCAACAAGGGCGCCAGCUGCCCGUUCGCUCACGGGCACCUCGAGCUGCGAGGCGGCGGCGGCAGCGGCGCCGCGGCGGCG
This is a messenger RNA of Prorocentrum cordatum, 1203 nucleotides long. The record is from the annotation of a GenBank genome assembly. Lineage: Eukaryota; Dinophyceae; Prorocentrales; Prorocentraceae.